Stegodyphus dumicola is the source of this 418-nucleotide messenger RNA. RefSeq lists its product as uncharacterized. Lineage: Eukaryota; Metazoa; Arthropoda; Arachnida; Araneae; Eresidae. The record is from RefSeq and is a predicted model, not a curated record.
AUGUGGAACUUCAUGGAUUUGCAGAUGCCUCUGAGGGUAGCAUACGGAGCAACCAUAUAUUGCAAGUGCCGUUCGAGAGAUGGAGAAAUGAAGACAAGUCUAGUGACGAGUAAAUCCAGAGUCUCGCCUAUUAUUAAACGAGUUACUAUUCCGAGACUGGAGCUUUGUGCGGCAGUCCUACUUGCAAGGUUGUUGAAGGUUAGAGUAAUAUCUGCAUUAGAGAUUUCUGUGAACAACGUUUAUCUGUGGAGUGACUCCAUGAUCGUGCUUUCAUGGAUACAAAAGGAGCCUUACCAGUUGAAGACAUUUGUUGCAAAUCGAGUGGCAACAAUUCAAGAGUUGACUAAUGGUCAUCAAUGGCGUCAUGUGUCUUCAAAGGAGAAUCCGAGUGACCUUAUAUCCCGAGGCUUGGAUCCCA